AUGGUCUAUUGCGGCAAACCAUCGACCUCGUGUCGCCAAUGUAGAAGACGCAACAUCAAGUGCGACAAAAAAAGAGACUCCUGUGGGCAAUGUUUGAGGGCUAAUAUCUCAUGUCCUGGCUACCACGAUCCCAAGAACCUUGUCUUCAGAGAUGAAACAAAGUCAGUCGUCCGAAGAGCUACUGCUGGAGUAUCAACACCACCACCAGCUCCCAUCGUCCUUCCCCUAGAUCUCCGGGCCAAAUUUUGGUUUGUCUCCCAGUAUGUUCUCGGCGACUCCUCUGCCUAUGACUACAUGCAGACCUUCUAUCCCCCUCGCCCGUCGAUGGACUGCGGGCAUCUCACCGCAGCCGUCAGAGCAGCAAGCCUAGCCUUUCUCUCUAAUGAGCACCACUCUCCUCUGAUCCUAGAGAGCGCCCGGAAGAUGUACUGCUCAGCCUUGCUCCUACUCAACAAGGCAUUGUCUUCGCCGCAUCUCGCUACCCAGAAUAUCACUCUCCUCGCUGUCCUCCUGCUGCACCUCUUCGAACAUCUAAUAAAAAGGGGGGAGGUUCCUCUUGAGCCUGAGACCAAGCACAAUGAUGGCGCUAUCGCUAUCGUCAGGCUUCGGGGCAGCGAUCAAUUCAGCACCGAGGCCGGAAAGAGGAUGUUCCUGCAGCUGUGUUCAAAUGUCAUAUUGAACUGCAUCAAACGCGAGGUUCCAGUCCCGCCAGAAAUGAUAGCUCUCCGGACCAAUGCAUCCCGUUUCAUGGACACCAGCGACCCCCGAUGGCGUCUCCAUAGCCUGAUGAUCCGCUUCGCUUCAUUACGAAGUGCCAUGCGGAACGGCGAGCUGCCAACCUCGGAGUUUCUCGAACAGGCGAAGACGCUGGAUGAUGAAUAUCUCGCGAUCUGUAGUUUCAUGGGACCGAAAUCCCGGUCUGAACUUUUGGAGAAUACGGAUUGCCGUGAUGUAGCUCUCGGCAGCAGUCACGUCCACCUAGGCCGCAGCUGGAACAGUUUCCGUGUCGCCCGAGCAUUAUUCGGGGAGACCGUUCAGAGAUACUCUCUGGCGGCAGAGAGCGCUGUGCCUAAUUCCCCGGAGUGA
Messenger RNA from Amorphotheca resinae ATCC 22711, 1086 nucleotides. RefSeq lists its product as hypothetical. Gene Ontology annotation, molecular function: DNA-binding transcription factor activity, RNA polymerase II-specific; zinc ion binding. The transcript has 2 exons. The record is from RefSeq and is a predicted model, not a curated record. Gene Ontology annotation, biological process: regulation of DNA-templated transcription. NCBI's taxonomy places the organism in Eukaryota, Fungi, Ascomycota, Leotiomycetes, Helotiales, Amorphothecaceae. Bases 1 to 1086 code for a protein of 361 amino acids.